UGAAUUAAAACACAACACUCGAUUUGUAAGCAGUUGAAAAUUACAGGAAGACUGAAAACAUGUAUUUUUCCUCUUGACGUGAAAUUCAUUAAGCAUGGAUUCCUUAAACGAUACUCGCUCAGACUUUAUAAAAGAAAAACACAACGAAACUAAUAAAGAUGCUAUUGAUGAGCAAACUCCUUUAAAAUCAGAGGAAAGUACUAAUGACAAAUCAAAACAUGAAGCCGAAGAAAGAAAACUUUCCAUAUUGGAAAGGCUGAGAAUAAUAAAAGCGAACAUAACAGUUGAGCCUAUUAUGGCGUGCUACAUAAUGCCUAGCGUACUUGCGUCCCUCGCAACGCAAAACUUGAACUUAGAAAAGGCUUGCCGUGUCAAUCUGAACUUUAGCGCCGAAGUUUGCGACGCGCUGACUAUGCGAGCGACGGAAAACUACACCCAAGAAGAGAUAGAGGUCCAAACGUUAACGGCUAGUGUUCAAGCAUGGAAAAAUAUUGUUCAAACUGCCAUACCAGUGAUGCUGAUACUAUUCGUCGGUGCUUGGAGUGACAAGACUGGGAAACGGAAAUCUUGCAUCAUGCUACCAAUUGUUGGAGAAUUUCUGACAUGUGUUGGCUUUAUCAUUAAUACGUAUUAUUUUUACGAGCUGCCAGUUGAAGUUGCAGCUUUAACAGAAGCCAUAUUUCCAGCUAUCACGGGUGGUUGGUUUACGAAUUUUAUAGGUGUAUUCAGCUACAUAAGUGAUAUAACGACGGUCGAAGAAAGAACGUAUAGAGUGGGCAUAGUGAAUUUAUGUAUGACCCUUGGAUACCCUAUAGGCAGUGCUCUGAGUGGAAUUCUUUUAACUUGGAUCGGGUAUUACGGAGUAUUUUCUUUAUCGGCGAUACUUUAUUUCUUUAGUUUAAUAUACGGUUAUUAUUAUUUGGAGGAACCUAAAACUGCGAAGCUUGAAAAAAAUGUAAAAAAAAAAGGACGCGGUUUCCUAAGGGAAUUCUUUGAUGUUUCACUCGUGUUAGACACAUUUAAAGUUGCCUUCAAAAAAGGGCCUGGAAACAGAAGGCUGAGGGUAGCUUUGCUUCUAAUCGCUGUGUGCGUUAUAUUUGGACCUAUGCAUGGUGAAUUCAGCGUUCUGUACCUGUUCGCUAGGUAUAGAUUCAAUUGGGAUGAAGUACAAUACAGUAUAUGGUCUACUUACUCGAUUGUGACGAAUUUAUUAGGUACGCUGUUCUCAAUAGCGCUAUUCAGUAAAUAUAUGAAUUUGGAUGACACUCUGCUUGGAAUUAUAUCGUGUACAAGCAAAAUUGUGGCUGCAUUUGGAUACGCAUUCGCGAAAACUAAUUUGGAAAUAUACUUGGUUCCCCUUCUUGAAAUCCUGAAUGGCACCUCAUUCAUUGCAAUGCGGUCAAUAGCUACGAAACUUGUUGAUGGCGAUGACGUCGGUAAAGUGAACUCCCUGUUUGGGCUAGCCGAAGCGACAAUGCCCUUAGUAUAUGGGCCUUUAUACUCCAGAGUUUACAUGGAAACACUAAAAGUACUUCCGGGAGCUGUAUUCCUAAUGGGAGCCCUGCUUACUUUACCGGCUAUCGCUAUAUUUGGGUGGCUGUAUUUUGAACAUAAAAAAGACAUUUUAAGAAAUGCUGCUACAAAGUCAACAGACGCUGAGAAGUGUUAACACAAGAGAGAAAUAUAAUAGUUGCUACACAGUAGUAAAAAACUUUUUUUUUUUAUAAAAAUACGUGCCAAGUGAACUGUGCAAUAGAACAGUGACAAUAACAAAAAUUGCACUUGUUUUAAUCUUUUUCGACUUUUGUAAUGGAUUGUACAUACUUACAUUAUCAAUAAUACCAACCAAAUGAACUUUUCGUACAAUAGUACAUGGCGGAAAACACAAAUUACGGAAAUAUACAGAUUUUUUAAUGGGUGGUAAUGGAAUGGUAACCCCGCUAUCGGUAUACGCUGGCGGGAUACCAGUGAGAGAAGAUAGAUUUGGGUGAAAACAAAUCAGUUAGCCCAUUGUGACGAAUUUCACAAGAAUUUACCAAGAUAGUUUCCAGGGGGGACCACCUGGAAGUCAACAUGAUAGGGUAUAUUGCUAGCAAUGUUAGAACCCUUAACAAUCUCUUUUCCUCAAGUCUCUUUUCUCUUUUCCUUAGUCCUCAGGAAUAGCUAUAAAUAGCUAUAACACUUAAAGAAUAUUACGAACGUAUUACGCCCAUUAUACGCGGAUGUAUACGUUUUAAAUACUAGGAUCGAUCCCGUGGCGCCAUCUCUCUAAACUUACUACUAAAAUUUCAUUUUCAAUUUGAUAUCACAACGAUAUAAAUUCCAAAUGAACUCAAUUUCCAAUAGUCAGAUCAGAUAUUUUAGUUGUCAUGUCAACAAAUUACUAUUAGUCAAAAUUAUAUCGAAAAAACUCGACUAGUUUCGGAAUCAAUUCGUGACCCUUAAUCAUGAGCGACUGUGAUUAUUACAGUAUUGUUAUUUAUUAUUGCGGUAGUUAUUACAUUAAAAUAUAAUCUAUGCUCACAAAACUUU
This is a messenger RNA of Galleria mellonella (greater wax moth), 2532 nucleotides long. RefSeq names its product proton-coupled folate transporter-like. Lineage: Eukaryota; Metazoa; Arthropoda; Insecta; Lepidoptera; Pyralidae. Gene Ontology annotation, biological process: transmembrane transport. The record is from RefSeq and is a predicted model, not a curated record. The coding region runs from base 95 to 1669 and encodes 524 amino acids. Gene Ontology annotation, molecular function: transmembrane transporter activity. The transcript has 7 exons. Gene Ontology annotation, cellular component: membrane.